Molecule: messenger RNA, 483 nt
Organism: Purpureocillium lilacinum
Lineage: Eukaryota; Fungi; Ascomycota; Sordariomycetes; Hypocreales; Ophiocordycipitaceae
Source: RefSeq, a predicted model, not a curated record
AUGUCGCAAAAUAUUCUGGCCAUGCCCAACCCAACGUUGCAUGAGCUGGCUUUCACAGGAACAAACUGUCGGGUGCAUAUGCAGUCCGAUCCGACUGCUGUGGCUCCAGUCGGCGAGCAUUGUCAAUCCAUGCCCGCAACCCGGGUCCUGGCAUGCGCCCCGGUUACACAGACUGGGACGUCGCCACCCGUUUACAUCUCCCUUUCCCCCACCUGCGAAUCUCUGUGCAACAGCGCACCGCAGCCAAGACAUGCACACUUCCUAUCGCCUCGCAUAGCCGUAUGGAGCACAUACCAAAAUGUACGGAGCACGGCGUACGGAGUACAAUGGGGCGGGGAAGGGGGAAACUGGCCCGGCGCCCCGGUUUCCGCGGCCGUCUCGUCGUGUCUCGCGGCUGCCGUGCCUUGUGGAGCACCACCAGAGGGGCGGUUUGCUGGCGCGGGCGCGGAAGACGGGCUGCGCGGUGGCCCUGCGUUCUUCUAG